AAAUAUGAAUCGAGUUCACGUGUUCAAAGGAGAACAGCCUGUCUGUAGCUAAAACAGUACAACUUGUAAUGUUGGUGGAACGAUCUAUCUGCGUACACGUGCUCCAGCCCUAAUCUACUUCCUCUCCCGUAACUUUCGCUGAACUAGCAGUAACAUGGAAGAAAUGUGAAAAGACUGGUUCACCAUAAUUAUUUUAACUCAGACGAGACGUGGUUUAAGUGGAUAGAUCAAAAGUUUGGGUGAACUCACACAACCAGUUUGGUUCACAAGUAGGCUGUGGUGAGCCUCACGAGUACAGCAAUACCGUGUAAAAGAAGCUGACUGCUGAUGGUGAUGAGUACGACGACUGUGUAGUGAAUGGUUUUCCCGCACUUACGGUUUUGUCUAGUCGGAAAAGUGAAAGAUCAAGAAACGAGGUACGACUGUCCCCCAAAGUGUCCAAGAGUUCGGAAGCCGCUCAUUCCAAGAGCCAAGUUCCAUCAUGACCUGGUAUACAACCACUUCCAGGAAUACAUCAGUCCCGAGCAUGAGGAUCUUGUAAUGCCCAUCAUGGCCUUCUGGCAUCACAGGUAACCCCGUUGGACCCUGGCCACCCCUAGCCCAAGGCGUGUGUCCUCCAUCACGUGACUGCCAGCCAUGUGGUCCUGGCCCGUGGGCUAACCCCCAGAUUCGCCGGUUUUUCUUCACCGAUUGCUAGACGUAGAUGAAGAGAUCGGGAAAAGAAACAAGAAGGAAAAAAACCCAAGCUGGACUUUUCUUAUUGUGCAAAACGUGAAUCAAGUUUUAUAGUUAAACCGUAUAUAAACCGUUUAUUACAAGACAUACGGAUCGUCACCUCAACUUUAGAUCAUAAGAGAAGGCUGUGUAGUAUUUACCCGGUGCCUGAAUAAUAUUGUAAUAUAAUGAUGCAUUCACAGGUAAUCUUAUUCUAUAAUUGAAGUGUAUAAUAAUUGUCUAAUGACUUUCACAUUGCUAGCAAUAA
Molecule: messenger RNA, 982 nt
Organism: Aplysia californica (California sea hare)
Lineage: Eukaryota; Metazoa; Mollusca; Gastropoda; Aplysiida; Aplysiidae
Source: RefSeq, a predicted model, not a curated record